AUGGCACACCUAAAAUCAUACCUACAACAGCUCGAGAAAGACUUUACCAUUGACACGGCAAAGCUCAAAUAUGUCACCAAUCACUUUGUUAAAGAAUUGGAAAAAGGUCUUAGCGUUGAAGGCGGAAGUAUUCCUAUGAUCCCAACUCGGGUUAUGAACUACCCAACAGGCGAAGAGAAAGGAAAAUACUUGGUGCUAGACCUCGGCGGCACAAACAUCCGGGUCUACUCGAUUGAGCUCACUGGAGAAAAGUCUGGCUUCAAGGUCGACCAAGUGCAGCACAAACUUCCUAAUGAGCUUAAGACUGGAAAUGCCGAUCAGCUUUGGGGUUUUGUCACAGAGAUUCUGGAAUCCUUCUUAAAGAAGGCUGGCUUCGACCUCAGUGUCACCACAGAUUUGAGUUUUAUCUUCUCAUUUCCCACGACACAGCGAACAAUCGACGAGGGAAUUUUGCAAAGAUGGACAAAGGGAUUUAACAUCGCCGGCUGUGAAGGUCAAGAUACGGCUGAAGCGCUAAGAAAGGCCAUCGCCAAGCGGAAUCUCCCACUCAGAGUCAGCGUGGUGACAAACGACACAACCGCAACGAUGAUUGCUUCAGCAUACCUCAACUCCGACACUGCCAUUGGCUGCGUCUUUGGAACAGGCUGCAACGGUGCCUACAUCGAGAGGAGCCCGGCGAUCUACAAACUCGCAUCCGAGAACCUUCCUGCAGACAGUAUCAUGGCGAUUAACUGUGAAUGGGGUGCGUUUGACAACGAGCAUGCCGUGCUGCCUCUUACGUCUUUCGAUAUUGCUAUUGACGAAGCCUCUCCCCGAAAAGGACAGCAGGCGUUUGAGAAGAUGGUUGCGGGUCUGUAUCUGGGUGAAUUGUUUCGCUUGAUCAUACUUGAUGUCCACAAGCAGAACCCAGACACGUUUUUCAAGGGUCAGAAGAUUGAGAAGUUGCAAGAGCCUUAUUUCAUGGACUCUUCAUUUCUCUCAGCUAUCGAAGAGGACACAUCUGAUCAUCUUAAAGACGCCCUCGACAUGACCGUCUCAACACUCGGCGUGUCGCCCACAUACGAGGAGCUCAAAUUUAUGAAAGAGGCUGCGACUCUCAUUACUAUCCGCGCAGCUCGCCUAUCAGCUUCCGGUGUUGGAGCAAUUUGCAAGAAGAGAGAUCUUGUGAGAUGCCACGUGGGCGUCGAGGGCUCGUUGUUUGAGAAGCAUCCUCAUUUCAAGCGUGAAUUGUCAAAGGCUUUAGGUGAGAUUUUGGACUGGGAUGACAUGCCUAAGUCUAGCAAGGAGAAUGUUGAGUUUAUGCUUUCGCCUGGUAGUGGAGUUGGAGCGGCUGUUAUUGCCUCGACUCUAAAGCGUAACUAA
Messenger RNA from Fusarium sp. VM40, 1362 nucleotides. Lineage: Eukaryota; Fungi; Ascomycota; Sordariomycetes; Hypocreales; Nectriaceae. The record is from the annotation of a GenBank genome assembly.